Messenger RNA from Alligator sinensis (Chinese alligator), 1386 nucleotides. RefSeq names its product tripartite motif containing 13 (gene TRIM13). Gene Ontology annotation, biological process: positive regulation of macroautophagy; positive regulation of canonical NF-kappaB signal transduction; innate immune response. Gene Ontology annotation, molecular function: zinc ion binding. The transcript has 2 exons. The coding region runs from base 120 to 1370 and encodes 416 amino acids. The record is from RefSeq and is a predicted model, not a curated record. NCBI's taxonomy places the organism in Eukaryota, Metazoa, Chordata, Crocodylia, Alligatoridae.
GGCGGGGCGGCGGCGGAGGAGGGAGGGCUGCUCCUGCUCCUGCUCUCCUGGGUGCAGCAGGCGGCGGCCGCGCUGAGCUGAGCUGAGGUGAGCUCCCGCCGCCGGGGCGGGGGGCAGAGAUGGCUCCGGCUGCACAGGAUGUGAUGGAGCUCCUAGAGGAAGAUCUGACCUGUCCCAUUUGCUGUAGCUUGUUUGAUGAUCCUCGGGUUCUACCCUGUUCACACAACUUCUGCAAGAAGUGUUUGGAAGGGAUAUUGGAGGGGAAUGUCCGGAACGUGCUUUGGAGACCAUCCCCUUUCAAGUGCCCUACCUGUCGGAAGGAGACACCUGUCACAGGAGUCAAUAGUUUGCAAGUCAACUAUUCCCUAAAAGGCAUUGUGGAGAAGUAUAACAAAAUCAAGGUAACUCCUAAAAUGCCUGUGUGCAAGGUGCACAGUGGGCAACCCCUCAACAUUUUUUGCCGGACAGACAUGCAGCUGAUUUGUGGGGUCUGUGCUACUCGAGGUGAUCACACAAAGCAUGUGUUUUGUUCUAUUGAAGAAGCGUAUUCUCAGGAGAAGCGUGCAUUUGAAACCCUUUUUCAGGGCUUUGAAACAUGGCGUUGUGGAGAUGCACUUUCCCGGCUGGACACUUUAGAAACAAGCAAGAGGAAAGCUCUGCAAAUGCUGACAAGGGAUUCGGACAGAGUGAAAGAGUUCUUUGAGAAGCUGCAGCACACACUGGAGCAGAAAAGAAAUGAGAUUCUGUCUGACUUUGAGACCAUGAAGCUUGCUGUGAUGCAGGCCUACGACCCAGAAAUCAAUAAACUGAACACCAUUCUGCAAGAACAGCGAAUGGUUUUUAACAUUGCAGAGGCCUUUAAGGAUGUAUCUGAGCCCAUUAUAUUUUUGCAGCAGAUGCAGGAGUUUAGGGAGAAAAUUAAAGUGAUUAAAGAAACCCCUCUGCCUUGUUGUAAUGUACACAUCAGCCAUACCAUGAAGGCCUUUGAUACCAGCCAGUGGAAUGGUGUGAAACUAGAAGAUGUGGACAAACUUUCUUUGCCUCAGGAAAACAGCAUGCUUAAUUUCAAGAUUCAUUCUAUGUUUUCACGUAAACUUAUAGUAUCUUUCCUGAUUUUCUUGCUUAUCAUAGCAGUUAUCAGAAUGCCCUUUUUGGAGUCUGUUGUUGACAACAUCCAGUACUGGAAGACUCGACUCUUUACAAUUGGCUCAUACUAUUUGGCAGAUACUGUGGAGAUAGCAGACCAUGCAGUCUUUUACUGGGAACAAAUGACAGAUGGAGCUUCACUCCUAAGAGAAAAGUGUAAAAGUUAUACACUAGUAGUGCUGGAUAAUGUUGCACAAUUUGUGUGCAAAUAUAAACUAUUAUGAAGUCCACUGCCAAAGU